AUGGAGGACGACCAAGACGGGAAAAAACGCAUACGUGUGGCGUGUGAGACGUGUCGUCGCAAGAAGAUCAAGUGCAAUGGCCAACAACCGUGCUCCAAUUGUGUCCAUGUUCGCAACUCGAAGUGUGUCUACAAAGAACGUAUCAUCAAGAAGCGCCUGGCCGAAGACUCUGCCUCCCGCAAGCGCCGCCAUCUCCAGCUGAUGGAGCUGUUUGACAUGAGACUUUCGAAGAUGGAGCGCAUUUUGUGGUCGAUCUCCAACCGGAUGGAGUCACUCGUUGGUCCUGGUAAUAAUCAGAUCAAGUCUGUCCCGUCUCAUGACAGCUACAACAUGGUGCCUUUGCCCGGUCAUUUACCGUCAUCGUCAGAAGUCGAUGAAGGCGUGGACGAAGAAGAAGACGACGAUGAGCCACUGCUGGACGAGAAAGUUGGCGUCAACGAGGGUAAAAGCCUGGUGGUUUCAACGGUACCCACUGAACCACCUAUUGAGGUAUACAUUGGCAACCACCUGAUUAUGUGCAUAUUCAGUCGUAAAUCGCUUGACUGGAUUCUGACCGCGCUUGGCCUGGAAGGAAUUGUUCUUACAAACCCAAUCAGAAACUUGCCAGUGAUUUUCUUUUCAAAACUCAAGCUGUUCAUCCGCAAAUGGGUUGACCCUCCUGUGUUGGAUCUGAAAGGACGUCGACGUUUACUUGAGCGGCCAUUCACAUUAUCUCGCGAGGGCUGUUUUGCAUUGUUGGAAGCGGCGUCGCUGGAAAUCGCCAUUACCGGAUUGAUCAUUGACACUUGUCGCGUGGAAAAGCUUUUCCAAAAGUACUAUGACGCUCUCGAAUCCGGCAACCGCGUGCAAAUCAAAUGCUCUGAGCUUCUUAUCAUGUGCCUGAUAUUAUUGUGGUGCAUCACGUUCCUCGUCGACGAGAUUGCUCGGGGAGCUCAAUUGCCUCCAGUGAUUGCCAAUGAACUCGACGCGGAAGAUCUUCAAAAGUUGAAAGAUCAACUUUUCAAUCAAGCUAUUGCUUACUACCACCGUAUAUGUGUGAUAUCUGAGGGCUUGCCCACCAUUCAAGGCAUCCUCUUAUUCAUGAUGUAUAUCGAAGCUAAUUGGUUUAUCCUGCCGAUAAACUACAUUUUGGGUACCGUAGCGCUCCGGUUCGCUCAAGAAAUUGGUCUUCAUCGACUGGAAACUUAUGAGUGCCUUAGUUACGAGGAAUCUCUCGAACGCCGCCGCGUAUGGUGGUUCUGUUACUACUUUGACGUGGAAAUUUGUUUCCGAACUGGGAAGCCACCAUUGAUUGAUCUGUCAGACGUCACCACCGACUCUUACUCCGACUUCACUCAUUUUUUCACUUGGGCUGCUUGUAUGGGGCAAGACUUAUCCGAAGAUGUUGUCAAAGCUCACAAUGAGUUGCUGCAGGAGCUUUUGCGCGACCCCAGUAAGCCCGAAAGACAACUCAUAAAGUUCUCCAACUUGUGUGGUGAACCUAUCGCUGGUCAAGUUUAUCUCAAGGUGCUUUCGGAGAUUAGAGCCAAGCUGUACAAUCGCAUUUUCAGUGCCCGUGCAAAGCAGUACCUGUUUCCUAAGUUUAUGGACGUAUUGGAAGAACUCAACGAGGAGAUGGCAGCCUACGCUGAAUGCAUAUCUAGUGAACGCCGGCCUCGCUUUUGGGACGAUCCUCACUUUGAUACUAAUAAGCUUGAGUUUGUUACCGCUAUGCGCGAUAGACGUGAGUCUUUCAACAUGCAUUUGGCAUACUUUUUGCACCUCAUGAUUAUCAACCGGGUGCCAUUGGUGGUGGACACUGCUAAUUUAGGCAACGAAGAGAUCCUGAAGAUAAACCGCAGUCGGCACUUAUGCUUUCAACUGGCUAGAACAAUCUUGCAUCUUUGUAAGGACUUGAACCGACUGAACUGCUCCAUGUCGUACUUCAACUGGAUUGCCUUCUUUCCCUCCUCGGCAUUUUUGUGUCUUGUUGCUGGUGUGAUAAAUCACCCCCACUCAGACUCAUUGAAUGACAUCAAUUUGCUCAUCCACCUUCUGCGUAACUUCUUUGCUAUUGCCGAUUUAGAAGAAGGGGAUGCUAAGGCCCGAUUCUAUCACAAGGAAGCCAUGGUGGGACUUAUAAUCAAGCUCAUGCUUAAGAUUACCACAGUCAUUUAUGAAACUCGCAACAACCUGACAGUAUUCCUGGAUGAUGCUGGCUUGCAACACCACUUUGACAGUGCUCGGCUGAUGUUCCCCGAGCUCUUCAUGAACCACAAGGAGUUAAGGGCUAAGAUCAAGGGUGUGACUGGUGACCUGCCGUUUGGUAACAACAAAAACCCUCUGCUGUCUAGCACCCCUCAAAGUCGGGUUUUAGCUAUGGGCGAUCCCCAAACUGGCCCAGGCGGUGCCGGCACUCAGUACCACGCAUUGCCAACCGAAUACAUGCCAGUUGGCUCCCAAAUGCCACCCUGCAGCGACGGUCUGAUGGGUUGUAUGAUGCAAGCAUCUUACGACCCCAACACGGGCAUGAUGGACAAUCUGAAUGUGCCUGUGAAUGUCAAUAAAUACGCCGCUCUGAGCAAUCUGGACAGUGCUAACUUGACUCCUCAAUACCUGGGAAUACUUCACGGCAAUUUCCUUGAUGAUGCGAUAAGCAAUGACUCCUUCGGCUUAGGGCUGUAUUUGCAAACGGAAACCAUGCCAAACUUUUUCUUCGAUAAUAAUAUGGGUUUGGAAUGA
Messenger RNA from Diutina rugosa, 2721 nucleotides. RefSeq lists its product as uncharacterized. NCBI's taxonomy places the organism in Eukaryota, Fungi, Ascomycota, Pichiomycetes, Serinales, Debaryomycetaceae. Bases 1 to 2721 code for a protein of 906 amino acids. The record is from RefSeq and is a predicted model, not a curated record. The transcript has a single exon. Gene Ontology annotation, biological process: DNA-templated transcription; regulation of DNA-templated transcription. Gene Ontology annotation, molecular function: DNA binding; zinc ion binding; DNA-binding transcription factor activity, RNA polymerase II-specific.